AACCCUCAAAUCAUCUUUUUCCCCCAAUCCUCUCUCUCUCAAUGAGCUUCUUCAAACCAUAAAAUCAAUCAAAACCCCACAAAAACCACACCGAAAAACAAAAAACCAAAAAAUGGGCAAAUACAUCAACCGGAACUCAAAACCCACCGGUGAACUUUCUCUAAUCGACAUCCCAACUCACGGCGGCGUCCGUACACGCGCCAAAACUCUUGCUCUUCAAAACGCCACCGUUUCAUCCACCGCCGGCUCCUACAUUCAGCUCCGCAGCCGCCGCCUCGUCAAGCCGACCCCCCCUAAACGACGCCGUGUUAAACCCAAAUCGAAUAAGAGUUCUUACAAAGGAGCUGGUUCGUAUAAAGGGGCUAAUUUAUCUGGGGUUAGGGUUAGGGUUCGUUCUGCAAGCUCUUCUGGGUCUGUUAAGAAUUUGGGUGAUGAUGAAGGUUCGUUUGGGGAGAACGUUCUUGAAAUUGAAGGAAAAGGAAGCACCCGAGAGACCACACCGUGCAAUUUGAUUAGGGAUCCGGAUACUAUAACCACUCCUGGUUCGUCUACAAAACGGGCUUCUUAUUCUAAUAAUGCUAAUUACCGAGUUCAAACUUCAGCACCGAGUCACAUCCCCUUGACAGUUGAAAUGGACGAGUUCUUCACCGAGCCAGAAAGGCAGCAGCAACAACUGUUUAUUGAAAAGUAUAACUUUGACCCUGUGAACGACAAGCCUCUCCCUGGGCGUUACGAAUGGGUGAAAAUGGACGGAACGAAAGAUAUUGAUUAACCACCCGUCUGGUCGUCGGGUCGGGUCGUCUUUUGUUAUAGUUUUUCAGUUAAUUAUUAAUCUUAAGUUUAACUUAGUUGAAGAUAUGGGUAGAAAUGACAUGACCUUUGUAAAGAAAGAAGUAAGAAGUAGGACCCAUAGUUUAGUAUGUAGAAGAUUAAUGAUCUGCAACAUAAGAAAACAGGUUUCUAACAGAUCAUCUACUAACAGGGGUAGAAGAUGGUGGUGGUGGUCUAAUAUGACUUUAGGUUAGUUUUCCUUAAUUGACCUUUAUUGUCUAUACUUUUGUACUACUACUAAUGCAAAGAUUGGAAACACCCCCCCUCCCCUUAAUAAAUUAUUAUUAUUAUUAUUAUAUGACUUUAUUC
Helianthus annuus (common sunflower) is the source of this 1140-nucleotide messenger RNA. RefSeq names its product cyclin-dependent kinase inhibitor 4. The transcript has 3 exons. Lineage: Eukaryota; Viridiplantae; Streptophyta; Magnoliopsida; Asterales; Asteraceae. The record is from RefSeq and is a predicted model, not a curated record. Gene Ontology annotation, molecular function: cyclin-dependent protein serine/threonine kinase inhibitor activity. Gene Ontology annotation, biological process: negative regulation of cyclin-dependent protein serine/threonine kinase activity. Gene Ontology annotation, cellular component: nucleus. The coding region runs from base 113 to 772 and encodes 219 amino acids.